This is a messenger RNA of Histoplasma capsulatum G186AR, 2023 nucleotides long. Its product is annotated as WD domain-containing protein. Gene Ontology annotation, biological process: DNA-templated DNA replication; rRNA processing. The transcript is spliced from 2 exons. The record is from RefSeq and is a predicted model, not a curated record. Gene Ontology annotation, cellular component: nuclear pre-replicative complex. Gene Ontology annotation, molecular function: protein binding. Lineage: Eukaryota; Fungi; Ascomycota; Eurotiomycetes; Onygenales; Ajellomycetaceae. Bases 35 to 1753 code for a protein of 572 amino acids.
UGUUCCAGGAGCAGACAGCUCCUUUCACUUCUAAAUGCUCUCCGAGAGCUUUGUUGCGUCGUUCCUAACGUCCAACAACCAACAAAUCUCACCCGCGCUCAAGGAUGUUGGGAUUUGUCUCCAUGAAUUUCAGCCCUCGAAGUCACUUCGCCUAACUUUGAAGAAGAGCUCUACCGACCCCAAUGGUUUGGCUGUUGGGAGCUCACACAUAUUUGCGUCACAGGCCGGGAAAGCGGUUUUGCAUGUGUACAGUCGGGAGAAAAAUAACCAGGAGGCUACAGUGCCCUUCCCAGAGCGAAUUCGAAGUCUCGCAUUAGCGGGAGGGUUCAGUGAACCAGGAUUGCUGGCAUUAGGUACAGAAGGUGGGAGGCUUAUAAUUUGGGAGACAUGCACAGGCCGCCAAAUAUCGACAACGGCCUCGCACUUACAACCGGUUACCUCCUUGAUCGUAGACCCAACCAACAAUUUUAUUGUGUCUGGUUCAGAGGAUUCAAAUGUCCACGUUUGGUCGAUCCCUCUUUUAACAUCCUUUUCUCGUCCAUCCUCGUUUCAGACGCAAACAGAGACCAAUUCCCCGCUUCGGACAUUUUCCCACCAUAGAGCACCAAUUACUAGCCUUGCAGUUGGCCAUAGCCGAAGCAGGAAUAAUAUUGCAAUUUCAACCUCCCGCGACAACACCGCCAUUGUGUGGGAAUAUCGGAGCGGAAAAUUAUUACGCACAUUCCUACUCCCUGCGAGCCCACUUUGUUCGGUAGUGGACCCCGCGGACCGAGCAUUUUAUGUCGGAUACGACGAUGGCAGCGUUCAGAUGAUAGACUUCUUCAAAGUACCCUCCGUCCAAAACAUCCUUUACGACAGUAAUCAACAGUCCACCCCUUCGCAACUCUCUGCAAACGAGCGCUGGCUCCCACCGAACCCUGAUCUGGGCGCUGUACUGUGUCUCACUCUCUCAUAUGACGGAACGACGCUUUUGUCAGGACACAAGAGCGGAGCAAUUGCGUCCUGGGAUAUCGCGAAGGGGAGAUACGCUUCAACAAUCACAACAUAUGGCUGUCCGGUGACAAAUCUGCAGAUGUUGACGCCGACUGGCUUCGUCCAGGAUAGGCAAACACCCAAGAUAACUGUCCACAACACUGUCAAGCCACGUUAUGAUCAUGCCCUUUCGAAUUCGGCUCAACUCGGAGACGCUAUCCCAGCAACAUACUCUCUCCAAGCCCACCUGACCGGCCAAUUGGAUCUAGACAACAUCCUAUCAACGGAUGACUUCUCGGAGGCGCUAACCCAUCCGCUUUUCUCACCAGCUUUGAUAUCAGAGGGUUUAGCUGAGCUUGCUGCUCUCGAAGCUGACUCCGUCGGCUUCAAUACCAAUUCCGCAAAGUCUCAGCCUGUGACCCACGAGCCCGUAGACAAUUCCAGACUUCAAUCACUAGAGGAUCAAAUCGCGCGAUUGAAGAAACAAGCUUUCUUCCAGGAAUCGGUAACCAAAGCUAGAGUUGCGGAGAUGGUAGAGCUUCGACAACAUAUCGCCAGUCUAGAAGACCAAAACAGCGAGCUCUAUGAGAGCGUGCAGAAGGCACAACAGGCUCGGUUUGAGAAACAGAAACGGCGGGAAGAGCGUGCGCUCAGACGUAGAGAAGCAUGGUUCGAAGCUGAGAAGAACGGACAGGAUGGAGAUGCACUUAUGCGGGAAAUGGAAGCUGAGGAUGAAGAGGAGACGAGCGCCACAGAUGUUAUGAGUAGUGGCGAUGACUAAAUAUAAAAUUUGUAUAUCACAUACCCCUUUGAGCCCCAUUCAUGGAACUGGAUGCGAUUGGCAUCAUUUUACUUUCUAAUACAUGGUGUUUUCUACAAAACUGGUUGGUGGUUUUUGGAUUUAUAAAAUAGGCGUUUCCGGCGUUUCAAUAUCAAUUGAUGUUGGAUUCAGUUGCUUUUUAAGUUGGGAUUUUGGGGAAGGCGAUGGACCACGGAUUGUAUUAGAUUCUAUUCAGUGCAGUUCAAAUGAUCGUAUCUAUUGUCUGGUCAG